This is a messenger RNA of Malassezia globosa CBS 7966, 909 nucleotides long. RefSeq lists its product as uncharacterized. Lineage: Eukaryota; Fungi; Basidiomycota; Malasseziomycetes; Malasseziales; Malasseziaceae. The transcript has 2 exons. Gene Ontology annotation, biological process: mitotic spindle organization. Gene Ontology annotation, cellular component: nucleus; cytoplasm; protein phosphatase type 2A complex. The record is from RefSeq and is a predicted model, not a curated record. Gene Ontology annotation, molecular function: protein tyrosine phosphatase activator activity; peptidyl-prolyl cis-trans isomerase activity. Bases 1 to 909 code for a protein of 302 amino acids.
AUGUCGACUGGCACUCAAGAUACCAACGCACAAUCAAUGCAUGCUUUGCCCAAACUUGAGCCGAUUGAUGCCCGGAAUGAGUCUGUUCAAAAGCUUCUGACAAGGCCGCAUAAAUGCAUUCUAAGUGAUUUAGACAUGCUUGUGUGGGAACGGAGCCAAGCGCACGAUUGUAUCCUGCUCUUUCUAAUGCACUUGAGCGAGGCAUGCACAGGUUGUCCGACUCGCGAUGUUGUUUGGGAUAAUUAUACAACGUAUUCGACGUCGAAAAGCAUCGUGGAUCGUGUACUUGCCCUACUCAUUCAUUUGGAUUCAUGGACCGACGAAAUCGAACCACUCUCAGGCCCUCAGCGCUUUGGAAAUCUGGCCUUUAGAUCGUGGGGUGCUAGACUCGCUGAACGCAUAAAUGAACUUCAUCAGUCUUGCUUGCCAGACUAUUUGCAUAUAUAUACGAUUGAGCUGUGCUCAUAUCUUAUGGAUGCGUUUGGCUCUUUCAUACGUAUUGACUAUGGCACGGGCCAUGAACUCAACUUUAUUGCAUGGCUUGCUUACAUGUAUCGACUGGGUGCAUUUCAGGAAGAAGAGUUCUUGGAGCAACGUCUCGCUCUGGAAGUGAUUCCGGCGUAUUUGCGUGUUUCAUGGCAUUUGCAAGAUAGAUACUCACUCGAACCAGCAGGAAGUCACGGAGUUUGGGGCCUGGACGAUUUCCACUUUGUGCCAUACAUCUUGGGUGCUGCUCAGCUACGUGAUACUUGUAUGACGCCUAGCGAAAUGACAGAUGUAUCGCUCUAUCCGCACAGUCGCCAGCGAGAGCCGAGGGUCGGUCCGCGCCUUACGCCGCAAGCGACACUUUUUUACAAACCGCCGCGGUCGCUCACACCCUUACCCAACAUUCUUUACGGGCCUGCUUAA